Chinchilla lanigera (long-tailed chinchilla) is the source of this 2845-nucleotide messenger RNA. It is a transcript of the gene Anks6, whose product is annotated as ankyrin repeat and sterile alpha motif domain containing 6. The record is from RefSeq and is a predicted model, not a curated record. Gene Ontology annotation, cellular component: cytoplasm. Gene Ontology annotation, biological process: innate immune response. Gene Ontology annotation, molecular function: protein binding. NCBI's taxonomy places the organism in Eukaryota, Metazoa, Chordata, Mammalia, Rodentia, Chinchillidae.
CUCGGUGAACAGCCGCAACCACUACGGCUGGAGCGCGCUGAUGCAGGCGGCCAGGUUUGGGCAUACAGGCGUGGCACACCUCCUCCUGGACCACGGGGCCGACGUCAAUGCCCAGAACCGGCUGGGGGCCAGUGUGCUCACUGUGGCCUCUCGGGGCGGCCACCUGGGUGUGGUGAAGCUGCUCCUGGAAGCUGGUGCCUUUGUGGACCAUCACAGCCCCUCAGGCGAGCAGCCAGGGCUGGGAGGCAGCAGGGACGAGCUGCUGGGUAUUACAGCCCUGAUGGCUGCCGUCCAGCACGGGCAUGAGGCUGUGGUGCGGCUGCUGCUGGAGUGGGGUGCAGACCCCAACCGCGCGGCCCGGACAGUGGGCUGGAGCCCCCUGAUGCUGGCGGCACUGGCUGGGAGGCUCGGCGUGGCCCAGCAGCUGGCAGAGAAGGGAGCCAACCCCGACCACCUCAGUGUGCUGGAGAAGACAGCCUUCGAGGUGGCACUGGACCGCAGACACAGAGAGCUGGCAGACUACCUGGACCCGCUGACCACCGUCAGGCCCAGAACAGAUGAGGAGAAGAGGCGCCCUGAUAUCUUCCACGCAUUGAAAAUGGGAAACUUCCAGCUGGUCAAAGAGAUCGCCGAUGAAGACCCCAACCAUGUGAACCUGGUCAAUGGGGACGGGGCGACACCGCUGAUGCUGGCAGCUGUCACGGGGCAGCUGCCGCUGGUGCAGCUGCUGGUAGAGAGGCACGCUGACAUCGACAAGCAGGACAGCGUGCACGGCUGGACGGCCCUCAUGCAGGCCACCUACCACGGGAAUAAGGAAAUUGUCAAGUUUCUGCUAAACCAAGGGGCAGACGUCACUCUUCGUGCGAAAAACGGGUACACGGCCUUUGACCUAGUGAUGCUGCUGAAUGAUCCUGACACAGAACUAGUUCGGCUGCUGGCAUCUGUCUGCAUGCAGGUGAAUAAGGACAAAGGCCGGCCAAGCCACCCACCACCUCUGCCCCACUCGAAGGUCAGAGAGCCAUGGAGCAUCCCGGUGCUGCCCGAUGACAAGGGUGGCCUGAAGUCCUGGUGGAACCGGAUGUCCAAUCGGUUCCGCAAGCUCAAACUGAUGCAGACACUGCCCCGCGGGCUGUCCGGCAACCAGCCCUUACCUUUUGCCGAUGAGCCUGAGCCAGCGCUGGACUCCACAAUGAGAGCCACCCCCCAGGACAAGACGGGCUUCCCUGGACUCCCCAGUGUGGCCCUCGUGACCAAAGGCAAUGGUCCUGGGAGCACGAGAGGAGAAAAGGAAGAUGCGUUAUUGACAACCAUGCUUCGAAAUGGAGCCCCUUUUACCAGACUCCCAAGUGACAAGCUGAAGGCUGUCAUCCCGCCUUUCCUGCCCCCUUCCAGCUUUGAGCUGUGGAGCUCCGAUCGGUCCAGGACCUGUCAGAAUGGGAAGGCAGAACCCAUGAAGACUGCGCUGCCCCAGAGAGCCAGCAGGGGCCAUCCUGUGGGUGGCGGGGGCACAGACACCACCCUCGUCAGGCCGGUGAAAUUUCCCAGUCUCUCCCGAAGCCCAGCCUCUCCUGCCAAUUCUGGAAACUUCAACCACUCGCCUCAUUCCUCAGGCGGUUCCAGUGCAGUAGGGGGUGUGAGCAGGCAUGGAGCAGAGCUUCAUAACCGCUCAGGUGGCAGCGUGGACAGUGUCUUGUCCCAGAUUGCUGCCCAGAGGAAGAAAGCAGCAGGAUUAUCUGAACAGAAGCCCAGCCAGCGGUCAAGCCCCGUGGGCCCUGCACCAGGUCCUACCUCACCUGAGCUCCCAGCCUCUCCUGUGGGCAGCAGUGUUCCCAGCAGCAAGAAAUUGGAGACCAGCAAACGGCCUCCAUCUGGAACUUCCACUACCUCCAAAAGCACCUCCCCUACCCUCACGCCCUCCCCUUCACCCAAGGGCAACACGGCCGAGUCCUCGGUGUCUUCCUCCUCGUCCCAUCGGCAGUCUAAGAGCAGCGGGGGCUCCAGCAGCGGCACCAUCACAGAUGAGGAUGAACUGACUGGAAUCCUUAAGAAGUUAUCACUUGAGAAAUACCAGCCCAUUUUUGAGGAACAAGAGGUGGACAUGGAAGCCUUCCUCACCCUCACUGACGGUGACCUGCAGGAGCUGGGCAUCAAGACAGAUGGGUCCCGGCAGCAGAUCCUGGCAGCCAUCUCUGAGCUGAACGCAGGCAAGGGACGCGAGAGACAAAUUUUACAAGAAACCAUUCACAACUUCCACUCAUCGUUCGAGAGCAGCGCCAGCAAUACCAGGGCCCCUGGCAAUAGUCCCUCCAUGGCUGAUUGGGUGAGGCCGGAAGAAGCAGCCCCCAGCAAGAGGUAGUAGCAGCUUAGAUGGCUCUGCCAGCAUCCAGGCCACAAGGAGGCCAGGUUUGGCCCAUGGAUUCCUGUCCUCAGCUGUUCCUGACCUUGGGUAUUUGUGUCACUGGGAUUCACACCAAGGUGGACAGAAAGAAAGAAGGCUGUCUGAUCGAAUUAUGGAGGCUGGUCCAGCACAGGGGCGGUAGGGAGCCUCUCUCGGAGCUGCCUGAAGACAUCGUACAGGCCAGGUCCAAGACUAGAUGGCUGCAGACAACUCCCCUGAGCUGUGCGUCCAAGUCAAGUGCCAUGUGCAGUGCCUGGGAUCCUUCCUGCAGGCUGGAGGAAGGUGGCAUUUGCAGAAGGUGAAGUGAAACACCCUCUGCGGCUGUCCUUGUCCAUUUCAAGCAAAUUAAUGGUGUCUAAUUAACCAGUGGGUCCUGUUCAAUGUAUAAAGAGACCUGAUGUUUUCCCUAAUAAAGUCAAUGCCAGAUUCUGCAGGACUGGCUGGAGA